GAUGUUCACUGUUGUGACUGACAUAAGUUUCCGUAAAUAAAACUAUUCGUUCGUAAUCAUCACGCAAAACUAGUAACUUCUGCUUAACCAUUAUGUAACAGUGUACUCCAAGAACAACUUCUUAUCCAAACAACCUGCACCAGGCGGCCUUGAAUUAGAUAAUGUAAUAUCGACAUAUGUGUGAUGCCCAUCAGUUCGUAACUAACCACAGUAAUUUUCUGUUGAGUUUUCUCGAAAUGAUGAUGUUUAUAAGUGUUUUUUUAUUUGAACUAGUUGCUACAUUAGCAUCAGCCACAGAAUGCGAUGAACUCGGAAUUUUGAUAUACGAAGACUUGGGGUGUCUUCCAGAGUAUGGCAACGACACAGAAUGUCCUUUGAGAUAUGUUUGCAAAGGGCUAGAGAGAUCUCCUUCAAAUUGUUACUUUCGUGGAAAAAGUUACAAAGAUCGCGAGCAAGUUGACAGCAGCCUAACAAAUCCGUCUUGCGACGAGGGUUGUUUUUGUACGGCAACAGAUGAAGGAUCUAGUUUCAUAUGUGCUGUUCUAGAUUGUCCAGAGAAUCUAGGGGAUCCAGUGCGGCACGGUUGUUACAGAAGUUAUUCCUUGGACCACUGUUGUUCCAUUGGUCAAAAGUGCCCUCCUUUUGAUAAUACCGAAAAAUGUGAAGUCGAAGGCACGGUGUACAAAGAAGGAGAAAUGUUUUAUCCGUCUGACACUUGUCUGAAUUGUGUUUGUGGUAAGGGCUUUGAAGGGAAAUUCGAGGCACCAUUUUGCAAGCGAAGAAGCUGUGGGCAACAACUACGUAAUUCUGGGGGCAAAAUUCAAGCAUCAUGUGCACCAGUUUAUGGCAAAAAAUUCCAUAAGAAAGACCUGUGUUGUCCAGAUGACUGGAUAUGUCCCAAUGAAACUGAAACUAUCGAAGGUGAUGCUAAGUCAGAAGAGACAUGCAAAUUUGGAGAAAAAGAAAUAAAAGUUGGACAAUAUUUUGAAAGAUUAAAUUUUGAAGAUUCGUUUGGAUUCCACCAUAGUAAAAUUAAAUGUGAAUGUGUAAUUCCGCCUCUUAUGAAGUGUACUGACGUAGCAUAAUAAUUUUGUGCUAAACUAAAUGUACAUAUGUAUAAUUAUUGGAUAAUCUUUUAUUAAGAUUACCUAACUAUACUAUUAUUAGUUACUGAUUUAAUUAAAAGUUGCAUGUGUGUGUCAAUAUUAUAAAAAUCUUAGACUGCAUUGUAACUGGUAUUCGUUUAUGUUUAUGAUUAAUAUUCAUUUCGAGUCGACGUGAAACAGGUGUGUGUCGCUUAACGAAUCAUCCAGAUACUUAAGAAUCAACUUGAUCUGUUUGUCUCAUAUGUUACAAUAAAAGCAUAAAAUAUUG
Messenger RNA from Zophobas morio, 1374 nucleotides. RefSeq lists its product as uncharacterized. The record is from RefSeq and is a predicted model, not a curated record. Gene Ontology annotation, molecular function: protein binding. NCBI's taxonomy places the organism in Eukaryota, Metazoa, Arthropoda, Insecta, Coleoptera, Tenebrionidae. The transcript is spliced from 6 exons. Bases 177 to 1085 code for a protein of 302 amino acids.